ACAUGUAAAAUGGCGUCGUUUGUGUCUUGCUUGGUUUCAUUAGUUUUUUUAUCAAUUUAGUGCAAAUAGGGUUUUAAAUCAUAUCACCCAUCAUACUACCUAUCUCCAAUUUUGUAUAAUCACUUUUCAACCUCAACAAAAAAAAGGCAUUACAUAUUUCUGAGAGUGCAAUGUCAGAGGAGAUAGAUCGACAGUGUGAGACGGCGAGUGACAAUGCGGGCGGAGGAAGUUUAAAACCGACGCGUGUGCUAUUGACCUCACAUCAGCUUGAUGCCGCCACCGCGGACUCCUUACGCACCGCGUGGAAAACCCAGGACUCGUACAUUGACCACCUUGAAACAUUGAACAAACAGUUGGAAGGACGCUUGGAAAAAGCGAAAGAGAUAGAGGAUAAGCACAAACAACAAAAUGCAGAGUCACAACAUAGGGAGAGAGUCCUCGUCAGAAGGCUCGCUGCUAAAGAACAAGAGAUACAAGAUUAUGUAGGACAGAUAACAGAAUUGAAAUCGUCACAUGCAAGUCUUAACGGCCGACCUACACUAUUAGACCCUGCAGUUAACAUUUUAAUAUUAAGGCUGAAGCAAGAACUGACGUCGACGAAAGUGAAGUUGGAAGAAACACAAAACGAACUUUCGGCAUGGAAGUUUACUCCAGACUCGAACACUGGAAAAAAACUGAUGGCUAAAUGUAGACUGUUGCAUCAGGAAAACGAAGACCUCGGACGAAUGACGUCGAGCGGCCGGAUAGCGAAACUAGAGGGUGACUUGGCAUUACAGAAGAGUUACAGUGAAGAAGUCAAGAAAUCACAAUCAGAACUGGAUGAGCUCCUGCAGGAGUUGGACGAGGAUGUGGAGGGUAUGCAGAGCACGGUGUUGUUCCUCCAGCGUGAGUUACGGGCGUCCCACGCAACAGUGAAUGGUAACCAGCCGACGUCGCCGGCAGACAAACGUGCUUUCUCCGGUAGCGAGUGCAGCGACACGCCGCCAGGCAAGCGACGCCGCGGCUCAGAAAUAUCACUCGACUACAACGAGGACGAGAACCCCCUCACUGUGACCAACGGCGACGCCGACUAGCCCAGGACCCCAGUGUUCUUCUACCGAACACGUUUUCUGCAAAUGAACUAGUGAAAUUCGUGAGCUCUCGCAACUGUAUAGCCCCGUUGAUCUGUUUCGUUGACUCGAAAUUAAUUUUUCAAUUAUUGUGAGUGAUAUAAUUUGAUUGUUAAAAUAUUAUAAAAAACGCUGAUACAGUGAUCACUCAUUUCGUAAUGUGAAUUUAUGUGCUUAUAUAUUAACACGUAUGAAGUGUAUAUCAAUAAUGAAAUAAAUGUAUAUAUACUUUUCGUUGGAAGACAAACUUUAGAAAAGAAUAUAAUGUGUCAUUUCCACUAACAAUGAAUUGGUGAUGAUCGUGUCUAACGUGAAAAUAAGACUAAUGAAACAUUUGAUAGAUGUAUGGUUUGCGUUUCAUGCACAAGAGUGGACCAUGUGAUCAGAUAUAAUAGUGAAUCGUUUUUUGACAUUGUUUUUAUACUUGAAUAUUAAGACAAGACACUCGGUUGACAAUUUUAUAAUUUAUUUAUGAUAAGUGCAUUAAUUGUGAUAUUUAUUAGGGAAUCCAAUAAUAGAGCAAUAACGACUGUGACUUAACUUUGUGUUGCGGAAUUUCAUUUCUUGAUGGCAUUUUUAUUAUGUGCCAGAUUUGAGAAUGUAGCCAUGCCCAUAAAGUAUAGCAAUAAUAUUGAACACCAAGCUUAAUGUCUUUCUAAUUGCAACAUAUUUAUGAAAUUUAUGUGAAUUUCUACAUGAAAUGUUUCUAUUUUCAAAUUAAAAUGAAUGUAUAUAUUGCUAUGUUAAUAAACUUAUAUAACUGGC
Diatraea saccharalis (sugarcane borer) is the source of this 1874-nucleotide messenger RNA. Lineage: Eukaryota; Metazoa; Arthropoda; Insecta; Lepidoptera; Crambidae. The record is from the annotation of a GenBank genome assembly.